AUGACGCGCGAACGAGCGCACCCCCACGUCGCGCUGCCCCUCGUCGCGCACCACGUGGCGUCCGACGUCCCGUCUUCGACGCGCGUCCUCGUGAUUGGCGACGUACACGGCUGCUACGACGAGCUGCAGUCGCUGCUCGAAGCGUGUGACUACUCGCCGCGCCACGACCGCCUCGCGUUUGUCGGGGACCUCGUGAAUAAAGGCCCCAAGUCGCUCGAGGCGCUGCGCUUUGUCCAAGACUCGGGCGCGCUCUGUGUGCGCGGGAACCACGAAGAUGCCGCACUAAGUGCGUACUACGCAUGGCUACAAGCUGGCGCGCGGCCGAAUACAGCCAAGUACUCGUACGUGGAGCAGCUGGAAGCCCGUGACGUGGCGUUUCUCCAGCAACUGCCGUUCUCGCUGGCGUUGCCGAAUCACGGGGACGUGCUUGUGGUACACGCUGGAGUUGUACCGGACGUAGAGCUGGAGGACCAGCGACUAGUGGACCUGUACAAGAUGCGCUACGUGCAAUGGGGACCAGCAGAGGACGGGCAGGGGAAGACGUGGGUCGCACUGGAAAAAGACAAGUGGAAGAACGACGAGGCAGGUGCGGUGGAAAAGUGGGCCACGGUCUGGAAAGGACCUCGACACGUGUACUUUGGCCAUGCUGCGACGAUCGGGCUCCAGCAAGAGAAGUUUGCCACGGGAUUGGAUACGGGCUGCUGCUAUGGACGGCAGCUCACGGCGUGUAUCCUUCCGUCGAACGAGUUGGUGCAGGUCGAUGCAAAGAAGCAGUACGAAGUGCCGGGUGGCGACAAGAAGUGA
Messenger RNA from Hyaloperonospora brassicae, 804 nucleotides. NCBI's taxonomy places the organism in Eukaryota, Oomycota, Peronosporomycetes, Peronosporales, Peronosporaceae. The record is from the annotation of a GenBank genome assembly.